Molecule: messenger RNA, 7489 nt
Organism: Magallana angulata
Lineage: Eukaryota; Metazoa; Mollusca; Bivalvia; Ostreida; Ostreidae
Product: dyslexia-associated protein KIAA0319-like protein
Exons: 25
Coding region: 104-3331 (1075 amino acids)
Cellular component (GO): plasma membrane; cytoplasmic vesicle
Source: RefSeq, a predicted model, not a curated record
AAUAGCCAAUCAAAUUAUAGAUAAGGUGACGUUUACAUCGAGCAAAAUACACAGAAUGUCCACCACAUCUACUGUACUCUGACCACAAGCAGUAUGGGCUAGGAUGUGGACAAUGGUCUCCAAGUCUAGGGACAUCUCAUCACGAAAAUGGAUGUCUGCAACAAACUGCUCCCUCUUAUUAGUAAUCGUCUUCCUCUCCGGAUCUGUCAGUGAAGAGAUUUGUGGUAGAGAAGUCCAACCAGAGGUCCUUCAGAAACGCAUCCACAAAAACUCCAUUCCCAAAGGUGGGGCCUCCGCAGGGGUGUACACAAAGGACAAGGAUUCGACCAAUCAGUGGCUGUGUAUUGUGUCGUGUUGUCAAGAUUCUUCUGUAUGUGACUCUGCCUUUUUUCACAAAAAUACUUGCUACCUCAUCAAAUGCAAUCUGACUUACCCAGGAGGGUGUGAUGCCAUAACCAAGAACAGCGCAAAAUAUAAUGAUACCUACUACAUCAACGUCAGGGAUGUGGUGUAUCAACAAUGUGACUUGUUGAAUAACAAUGGCUGUAAGGAAGGGGAGGAGUGUAGGUACAGUUCUGAGGAUGGGGCCCCUCGCUGUGUGUGUAAGUCAGGCUACAUCCAGGACCAACUCGGCAACUGUGUGGCCCUGGCUGAUCCUGCCCUAGCUGACCCCGUGUCAAGUACUGGUGAGUGUGAGUACCCCCUGGACAACACUUGUCACCAGAAUGAGGAGUGUUACCUCCCUCCCCACACCCACAGGCGAGUGGGCACCUGUCGCUGUAAAGAGGGGUACCACCGCGAUGGUACCAACACCUGUGUGGCCUCGGACAGUAUAGGUAAAAACAAUAACACCAACACCACACUCUUACCGCCUACCACCAAGGCCGCGGUGGAUAGCUCCGUUGUGGUGUGCGAGUAUGGACUGGAUUCCUGCGGGAAGCAUCAGGAGUGUUACCUCCCUAAGAACUCACUGAAGCGGUCAGGGAUCUGUGUGUGUGUGGAGGGGUAUGUCAUGGGGACAGAUAACCAGUGUAUUCUCAAUGCCAGUACCACCCCGGUCCCAAAGACAACAACUCCAGAGGUCAUUCAGACAACCCCAAAAGUAACUAAGUUAUCAGUAUCAGCUGGGAAUACUGUAGAACUACAGCUACCUAAAGAUGAAACUGUCUUAACUUGCUUUGUUUUGGAGAAAGAAAACCCAGGAGAGAAAUUUCAGUAUGAAUGGUCCCUAAUUACCUCCCCUGAAGGUGCUGAGAUUGGCAAGAUGGUGGGAAAAAAUACAGACAAACUAACCAUUUCAAAUUUGAUAGCAGGUCUUUACACCUUUAAAAUUGAGGUCACAGGUGUAAACCAUGUUGGGGAGGCAUAUGUGAAUGUCACAGUGUUACCACCUGCCAGACAGAACAGUCCCCCAGUGGCUGUGAUCAAUCCCAAGGAACAAGUGGUCAAACUCCCAAACUCUGCCAUAUUGGAUGGCUCAGACAGCUCAGAUGAUGACAAGAUUGUAAAGUACCUGUGGGAGGAGAUGAGUGGACCGCUACAGGACCACAACCUGCAGGACGACCGCAACAUGCUGACCCUCAAAGACCUGGUCCCCGGGUACUACGUCUUCAAAUUGACAGUGACUGAUUCAGAUGGUGCUACUAAUUCAACUGUUGCCAAUGUUACUGUGAUAAAAGAAACAGACUAUCCUCCGAAGGCGGAUGCAGGAUCAGAUGUUGUGAUCCAUCUUCCGCAGGACUCCGUUAUUUUGUAUGGGAAUUCCAGCACUGAUGACAAAGGGAUCAAAAGUUAUGAGUGGAUUAAAUCAGCUGAAGACAAACUAACUGCUGACAUGACGGGGACCACUUCUCCAUAUUUACACCUGUCCAAGCUACAGGUAGGAGACUACACCUUUACAUUGAAAGUGACAGACACAGCAGACCAGGUGUCAACAGCCACUGUCCAUCUUUUCGUUAAGCCAGAUGUGAACACCCCUCCUGUGGCGGUCACUGCCGGUCAGCUGACCAAGAUUAUACCCCUGAAGGGCCUCGUUCUGGAUGGCAGAAACUCCACAGACGACAAGAAGAUUGACAGCUACUCUUGGGUACAGACUGGUGGUACUCCCACCCUGAAGAUUCUAAACAGUGAUACUGCAUUGGCAACAGCAGUAGGGGACAUAACUCCGGGCGAGUACAAAUUCACCCUAACUGUGGCUGACCAGGAAAAACUGAAGUCUUCUCAAGAUCUCACCAUUGUUGUGAAAGAAUUACCAAACAAGGCCCCGGUCAGCAAUGCCGGUGGGGAUAGAAUUGUCACCCUUCCUGUUAUCCUGGUGGAAAUUGACGGAUCCAAGUCCAUGGAUGACAAAAAGAUAGUCCGUUACAGCUGGGAGAGGGAUGACAAAAGCCUGGCUGCUGGGGAUGUGUUGAAUGGCUCUGAUCAUGGAGCUGUGUUACAGCUGGUUAAUUUGGUAGCAGGGAAGUACAUCUUUAAGCUGACUGUGUUUGAUGCAGAAGGACUGUCCAGCUCAGAUACAGCCAACCUACAUGUCAAAGAAGAUCCUCAUAAGAAGGACUUGCUAGAGUUGACUCUGGACACAAACUUAGAGGAGUUCACAGUGGAGGACAAGGAGAACCUGAGGAGCCAGCUGUCCUCAAUGUUACCCAAAUCACAGAACGGGGACGUCAGUGCAGAGAUACAGACCCUUCACAAGUCUCCUAGCUCUCUGUUGCAUAUCACUUUCUAUAUGACUGACAUAAGGAAAGAGUCUCGGAACAUAAAACCUGGUCCGGAGACGAGCAAACUAUUAAAGGAGCAGCUGGAGUCCUCUAACUACCAUAUACUCAAUUAUAAAGUCCUCUCUCUGGAUACGAUAGUUUGCCAAAACAAUUGUUCUGGGCAUGGCUUCUGUGAUAACAAGUCAAAACGUUGUGUGUGUGAUGCCUUCUGGAUGCAAAACUUCUUUUUAUUCAAUGUCAUGAAUGGGGAGAGCAAUUGUGAUUGGAGUGUUUUGUACUUCAUCAUUGUACUUUUUCUACUGGUUGUGGCCCUGGCAGCUAUAGUAUGGGGAGCUAUCUGCUGGAUCAAAAAACGGAGAUGCAGAUGCUAUAAAUGGAAGACAAAAAAGAGACAUAGAUAUUCUCUACUGCAGGAGGUAGAUGAUGCUAAAGAUGAAAUCAAACUGCUGCCAAAAGGUAAAACCCAGAACAGCAGUGUGAUGAUGUCAGAGUCCGACCUCACAACAGAUGAAGAAGAGACAUUGUUUAUCAACACUAAAAAGACUAACGGCUUCAUCCAGAAACCUCUCAAUGGAGUAUCAAAACACAUCAAGACCAAGCUACGGGCCUAGCAGAAAACUGGAGAUAGUUGGUCCUAGGUUAUUACCUAUAGAUAAGAUUCUAUGAUUUAAUAUGUGGCUAUUCUUGACUACAUAAUGGUGCAAUUUCAAGUGUGUACAAAAACAGUUGGGGUUUAUAUUUUUGUGAAUUCCAUGUGGGAUAUUUAUUUUAAUCAUGUCAUGGUGUUAAGAAUUAUCAUUAUGUAAUAUUAUGCUCAACCUUAUGAUUGACAACCAUUCCAUACAUUUCCAUUUCCAUGAGUCAGUAGGUGUUAAGUAUAAAUAGAGUGCAGGUAUAUACAUUUAUUUACAUUUUUUAAUGUCUUUUCCUCUGAUAACACUGCAUAUUGAUUUUGUACUAUACAGUCCAAUAAUUACAAAUGACGUGUAAUUGGGGGCACAAGCAAGGUUUGCUUAUUUUUAUUCAAAUUUUUAAUCAUACAAUUGCUGAAAAUUAUAUAAAUAUAAGUAAUAAGGAAUCAUUCUUUGAAUAUUAUGAGGUGAUGAUUUCGGUCGGGGCGUGAUCAAAUCUAUCAUAAAGCCCUUCGGGCUUUAUUGGAUUUGAUCACGCCCCGACCAAAAUGAUCACCUGAUAAUACUCAAGGAAUGAUUCCUUAUUCCCUAAGUAAGAUCUAGCCCAUUAAUACUCAGCUAUAUUUAACAACUGCAUACUUUAAAUAGCUAAAAAUUGAAGUAAAAAUUGAGCAUUCUUGCAUUGAAAUUAAAUUAUUGCUCAUAUGGAUCAUUUAUCAAAGAUGAUUUUUUUCUAAAGACAUUUCAAAAUCAUAAUUUACAGGUAUAUAGAAUGAAAUCUAGCCACAUGCAAUAUGCUAUUAAUAUAUAUUAAUAAUCAGAUGAUUUUUGGUUAUCAUGAUAACAGAUUGUGUGUUGGGGAAAAAGCAAAAUUUCUACAAUAAAUUUCUCAUUUUAGAGGGGGGAGAUUAUUUAUUUCAAGCUUAUUUGUCAACAUUAAUGAUGUGUAUAUUUAAUAUUUAUUGACUUAAUUUGGCAUUAAGAAUGAAAUUGAAAUGGUUAGUGAAUAUUUCAAAGAAAUACUAAGCACAGACUCCGUGAUCUCAAUUCCUGGUGCUGCAACUCACUAGGUUAAUUAAGGCAAUCAGUAUUUCCCUGUAAAUAAUCCCCUACUCCCAAUGUACAGGCCAGGCUUUCUCAAUCAGUAAAUCAGUCUGUGUCAGGGCACAGCUGUAGCUAACAGGAAGGAUAUUGGCAUGUCACAAAGCGGUCUGCAUUAUUUAUGUCAAAGUAAUUUUUUUUUUUGUUCUUGAUAGCAGUUUCAUGUAUUGAUUUUUUUUAAUAUUUUUUUUUUGCUUGAUAUUGAAAAUUUUGCGGUGAAAUUUUGUUUGGGUUCUGUUUUAUUUUAUUCAUUGGCAAAAAUUAUAUUUAUUUUUUACUGAGUAAAAAUAUCAGUUCAUGUAAUUAUUGAUAAAUUAAUUGGCCUCUAAGAAGCCAGCAAACAUUUAUUUUCUUUUUAUACAAAUUAAUGUGCUUUGUUUUGCAGUGGUUUUCAUACUUCUCUUUUUUUUGUAAAAAAAUAUAUGUACUGUACAUGUAUCUGCAGCUGUGUUAUUUUAAAACCCAACUAUCAUUGUAACUGUGUAACUUGAGACACUGAUUUUGUUUCAAAAUACUUGAUUCCAAAUUUCUUUAACUUGUUUUAGCUGUACAAGUUCAUUCCAACACAAAGCCUGUUGUUAUGGUAAUGGUCAUCACUUGUGGUUUCAUCUUUAAUCUGUUCUGUGCAACUAUUUUGAUGGACACAAAUUUUACAUUACGGUAUUUUACCAUAAUUUAAGAUUUUUUUACUUAAAGAUGGCUCAAAACUUGUUUCAAGUGCAUGAACCAUUGUCAGAUCAUAAGUGGUUAUAUUUGGGCAGCUUUUUCACUGCUUCUUUGCAAAUCUAAGUACACAAUAGUAUAUGAUUAAAGGCCAUGUAAGCUUGGCCUCCAACUGUACUUAUCCACAAUGGCUUUUGUCAAAUUGCAUUGAAUUUUGACGGUGAUACAUUAACAGUAGUACAUGUAUAUCAUAAACCAGUUCUGUACUGCAUUUGUUGAAGAAGAAAAAAGGAAACAAAUAUUUUGUGCAAUGAAUCCCACUUACUUGAAUACUCUCCAAACAUCUCUGCAUGUAACUACCUUGAUGGACAUUUGGGACAUACACACAUGGAUUUGUCAAGCACCAAAAAAUAUUUUUUUUGUUUAUGCAGAUGGGCUUUCAGCUUCGACACGUGCAUAAUGCAUAUGCAUAGAUUUGUGCAAUUGUUAUUAGUUUUGACCCUGAGAUUACUUACAAGUGUUCCCAUUUACUUUAACUAUGAUAUUAGUGGUACAUACAGAUUAAAAACUGAUAAGUGAUUUGCAGGGCUAAACCAAAAUGAUUGUACUUGUAAUUAAUUUGCAUUUGAUUUUAUUUUUGUUUUUGAUUUGUGGAAGUUAAUCUUAAUGCUAUUUGUUUCCAUCACUUCUGAGUUUGUUUGAUGUAGUCUUAUUUCAUAUGCAAAAAAUUAAGAGCUCUGGAUGUUCAACCAUAGCUGGUCCCAAUCAGCUCAUCAGAAUUUUUAUUUACAUUGAAAGGGGGGGGGGGGGAUAUAGGAUGUUUCAAGACAGAUGUAAUUGUAUGUUAAAAGAGGGGACGGGGUAAAUUAAGUUGUGAUAGUUUUGACCUUCUUUUGUGAUGAUUAUUUUCUAAUUCAUGUACCAUAUACAGUAGUUAUUAUUUUUACAUGUAUUUUUGAUUUUGUGGUUCGUUCUAUAAUACUGUAUACCGGGAAUUAUUCGCCCCCGUUUAAUUUUCACCACUUUUGCCCUCACUGUCAGCGGGCAAAUUUAAUGCUGAAUGAAUACCAAUGUCUCACAUUAUCUCUCUUUAAUCUAAUUAGACGAAUUCAAAAUGGGGCAAAACUGAUUACUGUAGGAGGGUGAAAAUUACACAGGGCAAAAAUAACCCUGUAUACAGUAAUUCGUGCUUGUCUAUCAUCCUAGUACUAUUUUUCUGCUGUAACAGUAUGUUGACAUGAAAUCCAAGAUGGUGGUCUGGUGUUAUAUCAAGUUAUAUUGUGAUUGUUCAUUGUUGAUGAUUGUUCUUUUGUACCUAUAGAUUGUAAAACCAAUAUGCAUAAACAGUUUGAAAGGAAAAGUAAGGUAUUGAUUUUUUUUUAGUUUUUAGAUUUCAUUUAAAAUUGAUGAAGAAGAAGACCACACAUUUUUGGGUUUAUUUAUUUGCAAUCUGUUGUGAUUUCUAUUUAUUUCGGUUAUUCAAUGAUUGUUUAAUUUAUAAAUUGGGAUCCCCCACAAAGUUAUUGUAUACAUUCCAGGUUUAUUAUAUAUUUGAGGUGUUAUUUUGAUGUUAAACCUCAGUUAGAUUUGGCUUUGAAAAAAGUGACAUGGUGAGAUUAAAGGGGGAAAACUCUGCAAUAUUGAUUACAGAUUUUUCAAAGAGCAUAUAUAUAUAUAGAUCUCUUCUAAUUUUUUUUACUCAAUUUAAUUAUAUUUACCAUGAUGUUAUACACAAUUUAAAGCAAUGUAAUAUUAUCCUCUAUUUCUCUUUCCAAGAUGUUAGUUCAAUUUUUCUGGCAUUCCCUAUUUCAUUCUAAAGAUACUUUUGUUUAGUUUCUUUUAUCUGGGUUUUGUCGCGAAAAGUAUAUUUCGCAAAACGGUAUAUAUAAAUAUAUAAUAUAUAUGACUCAAAGUACAAAAUAUUUUAGCAUUGCUAUGAUUAGAGUCUUCUAAUUCUUACCAUACAUUUUUCAAACUUUUAUUAUAUUUACGGUAUUUGCCUUUAAUUAAGAUAAAUAUAUGUUAUGAUAUUGAUGUUAUUUAAAUUGUACUAUAGGUGUUAAAGAUUGCUGACAUUUUAUCAACCAUAAGAUAUAAUAUAACUACAGAAUCUAUACAGUGUGCCUUUGUUUGGAGAAUUAUUUUUUUUUUGUGUUAAAAGAUGAAUUGCAUAGAUAAAUGUCACAAUUAUCAUAAUGCAUUCACUGGAUUAUAAUAGUUCACUUUGUUAUGUCGAUUGAUUUCACAACAGGUCAGUUAUUUCUGCACUAAUUUGUAUAUUCUCUUCUUUUAAGUUCCUUGAUUUCAUUCAGUUUUGUGUGCAAGUUUAUGAGAUGACUACAAAAAAUAGAUACAAUAUAUACUGUACAUUUC